CAGGGAAGUGGCUCCUCAGAGUAUUACACAAUGCUGGGUAAUACAGUCAGCUGUGAGUGUGCAAACCUGCAGAUAUAGUCCAGAGUUGUUGGUUUGUUUUGAUUUACUUCGACAGCUCCACGCAACACUACAGCACUGACACAAAGAGAGAGAGAAAGAGAAGACAAAGAAGAGAGAGAGAAAGAGAAGACAAAGAAGAGAGAGAGGACAGAAGAGCAAAUAGGAGAGAUCAAGUGCGUGGAAUAACAGAGAGACAGAGAGAGACGCUUAGUGCUAAUCUUGAAUAAGACUUUGUCCUCGACUUUGUGAGCCUGCCUGUCUUUGUGGCAUGUCUUCUGUGCGUAGCACGAGGGUUAUUGGACGUGGAACAUCUCCCUCUGGCAGGAUGGUGAGCAGAGCAUCUCCCUCUGGCAGGAUGCAGCCUGAGAGUUUGGAAGCAGCAGAGAGUGCCAAGCCACUGAACGCCGAGGUCGGAGCAGUGCCAGACGAACCCGGUGUGGAGAUGUCAACCAGGUGCAUAGUGAUCACUGUGGUGGCAGUACUGGUUACGCUGGGAAUACUGAUUGGGACUGGCUUCCUGAUCAAGAUCCUGCUGGACUAUUACUACUUUUUCUGCACCAAGUCCUUCAAGUUCAUUCCCCUGGAUAAGGCUUGUGAUGGGAUAGUGGACUGCAAGGACGCUGAGGACGAGCUCACCUGUGUGACCAAGCUGAGCAUCAGCUCCACCUUCCCAUUGCGGCUCGUGACUGAUGACAGCUUGCUCCAGGUGUACAGUGAUGCCAGCCAGUCCUGGAGGCUGGUCUGCACGGAGGGCUGGCAGGAGGCACUGACUAGCCAGGCCUGCCUGCAACUUGGAUACACCAGAAACCCCUACAGUAGCCAGGUCCUGGUCAAGAAUCUGCCGGCAGCAAUGCAGGGCUCCUACAGCUGGGUCAACACCCCUGGGAACACUGGGGGCAUCGAGAGCAUGCUGAAAGACAGAGACAGCUGCUCCUCUGGCUCUGUUGUGUCUCUCACCUGCUCAGGCUGUGGUGUGAAGAGGACGCAGCGUGUGGUCGGAGGCUCGGACACCGCUAUAGAGGACUGGCCUUGGCAGGUCAGUCUGCAGUUCAACAAGCAGCACACCUGUGGAGGCUCCGUGGUGACCCCUCGAUGGAUCGUCACGGCAGCACACUGCUUCCCAGAUAACCAGAAGCUGUUGAGCCGCUGGGAGGUGGUGUCUGGCUUGACUACGCUAUCGUCCAAAGGGGCUGUGGGAGUGUCCCAGGUCAUCGUUCAUGGGAGCUAUGCCGGCAACGACAACGACAUCGCCAUGGUGUUGCUGAGCCAGCCACUCACCCUCUCAGAGUCUGUGAAGCCAGUGUGUCUGCCCACCUAUGACCUGCAGAUGAAUGCCAACAGCCGGCUGUGGGUGACAGGCUGGGGGAACACCCAGGAGAAAGGGAAGCUGUCGACGGUUCUUCAGCAGGCUGAGAUCGCCUACCUGGACCGGGAUGUCUGUAAUCGGCCAAACAGCUAUGCAGGGCUCAUCACACCCAGGAUGCUGUGCGCCGGCUCCCUGGACGGCAAGGUCGACUCCUGCCAGGGAGACAGUGGGGGUCCUCUGGUUCUUUUGAGGGAGCGCUGGCAGCUCGUGGGGGUGGUGAGUUGGGGUACUGGCUGCGCUCGUCCUAACAGACCGGGCAUCUACACCAACCUGGGGGUCUUCCUGGACUGGAUCCACGGCGUCAUGCAGCAAUACUCCUGAGCUGAGGAGAGCGGAAGAACAGAGAGGAGCAGUUUGCAAGAAACCUCUCACUGACACACACACACACACACACACACCCACCCACACACACACACACACACACACACACACACACACCCACACACACACACACACACACACACACCCACACACACACACACACACACACACACACACACACACACACAGGGUCUGAUUCAUUAACCAUUAGGAGAAUAUAAAUUCAUGCAAUAAACAGAAAUGUCGCUCGGUUUUCUUUCCGCGUGGUGUGCAGGUUGGCACUAGAAAGCACUGAGGAGAUCAGGGACGCCCUGUAAAGACCCUGGUCGACCCCAAGCACAUGAUAAUCCUGGCAGGGAACCCAGGGGGCACUAGCCAGCUGCACGUCAGUGCCAAAUAGUUCAGACGUUUUCUGGGCUGGGCUCGCCAAGUAAACCUCCACGGCACUGCAAGCAGUGAAUGGGCCAGCCCCCCAGCCCCUAACCUCUGCGCCCACAGACCUCAGGGUAAGGAACGCACUGAUGAUGCGCUGAUAAUCUUAGUAACUGUGCUCUGAAACUUACAGCCGUGCUGAGUCUACCAGGACCUCCCUCCUCAAGCGUACCACAGCAUGCUCCACACAGGGUCCGCUACGGUAAAUGCAAAGUAGAACCAUGGGGGAAAAAAAGGGGAAAACUGCACAAAUACGUUUUAAAACUUUUAGAAGGGGCUCCUGCAUGGAUUCCUGUCGUAUUUAGGGUUUUAAAGACAGGACGACACACGUUGUGAAGCACGCUGUGGCUCUCUUUUUUUCCGUCAGUGUUUCUAAACUCAGCACUGUUCAGAUAGCUGCGGAUGGAUUGAUUUUAAAGAAGUAUUAAUGAUACCGAAUCACAGCGUCAGAUUAUUAGACCCCAGCAACGCUGUAACAGAGCAGCAGGAGGACUGACACAGAUCAGCUGGCUUUCUGGUUAUUAAUGGUGCUAUUUUUGACGUUAGCUUCUUCUUCUACCUAAAGACUAUUUAAAAAAAAAAAAACGCAAAGAAAUGUCAGUUAUGUCUGUUUAAACUAGGAUUUCAAUCUGUUUUUGUUUUGUUAAUACAAUAUAGAAACCAUAUGGAACACAAAACUGAAUGCCAAUUAUUUAAUUAAAUAAUACAUUUUGAAAACGAGCUUGUGGAAAUGUUUUGUCUUUUUAAAAUGGGAGUUAUUGUGUGUUGUUUUUGUAAAUAUAAAUGGAUUUUUGUAAAUAAAUAACUCAACAUUACUGUUUGUAAGCAUUCUUCUUAAAAUGUGUCUUCAUGUGGGAUUGUAGGUGCCAUGACUUGUGUAUUAAACUCAUAAGCACUUGA
Messenger RNA from Acipenser ruthenus (sterlet), 3079 nucleotides. Its product is annotated as transmembrane protease serine 4-like. Gene Ontology annotation, molecular function: serine-type endopeptidase activity; protein binding. Bases 329 to 1747 code for a protein of 472 amino acids. NCBI's taxonomy places the organism in Eukaryota, Metazoa, Chordata, Actinopteri, Acipenseriformes, Acipenseridae. The record is from RefSeq and is a predicted model, not a curated record. Gene Ontology annotation, biological process: proteolysis. The transcript is spliced from 13 exons. Gene Ontology annotation, cellular component: membrane.